AUGGCCAAAGUAGCAAAAACUCAAAUUCAGUCUAUGAUAACUGCAUUGAAUGAGAUUAAUAUUUUUGUUAGAGACUACACAACUGAACAUAACACAAAAACACAACUAAUGGUACAACUAGAAGAAAUUUCCACUAUGGCAGACAAGUUUGAGGAUUGUCAAGCAAUAGUAGAAGAAGAGGAUCAAACAAAACCUCAAAAGGAAUGGAUUGAAGAAAGAAGUUUUUUUCGAAAACUCCUACGUGGAGUAAAGGUGUCAUUAUUGGAGCUUAUAGAAAAAUAUGAAGCAACUAGUAAUUCUGUGACCGCUCCAUCGUAUAGUGAAAUUUCUAGAAGUAAAAAGUUCAACAUGUUGAGGCUUCCAACACUAAAAACACCCUCCUUCAAUGGUGAUUGGCAACAAUGGACAGCCUUCAUUGAUGAGUUCAAUACAAUGUUUCACAAUAAUGAAGAUGUACCCAUUAUCUUAAAGUUUCACUAUUUGAAAACCUGUGUUGAAGGCCCAGCAAGAGAAGUUAUUCAAAAUUUUAAGACAACUGAAGACAAUUAUCAGGUAGCUUAUGAUGUCUUAAAAUUGAGAUACGAAAAUAAAAGUGCAAUAAUACAAUCUCAUAUGCGUUCACUACUCAAUACGCCAAAGGUGAUGUCAGCCUCUGCUAGUGAGUUGCAACGACUGCAUUAUCACAUAUCGUCAAACAUCAAUGCGCUAACAGCCCUUCAGCAGCCAGUAGACCAAUGGGAUGCUUGGCUAGUAACCCUUAUGUGCACUCGCUUAGAUAGUGUAACCGUUGCUGAGUGGCAGCUCAAACAGGACACCAAAGAGCUACCAAAAUAUAAAGACUUAGAACUCUUUUUGUCUAAUCGGAUAACAGCAUAUGAAGCUGGUGACAUAGCAAUGAUAUCCUGUUCUGACGACGCAAAUAAAACCAACGUUACUAAUAAACCUCGAUCAAAAAAGGUCUUUCUAACAAACACUAAUAAUAAUCAGCAUAAUAUGGGAAAGACAUUUGCAUCUCCAAGAUGUAAUCAUUGUGCUGGUCCGCAUAGGAUACCCAAUUGUGAAAAGUUUGAGGCUAUGUCCAUUAAGGAACGCCAAGACCUUGUGGAAAAAAACCGAUUGUGUUUCAAUUGUUUAUACUAUGGGCACAGAGUUGACAAAUGCAGAUUUCCACCGUGCUCUAAGUGUGGGAAACGUCACCAUGAAAAGCUACAUACUGAUGGUGCCUCGGUGGAUCAACCGUCAACAGAACUAGAGAGAGUUGUAACCCUUGCUAAAGUUCUUACUUCCCAACAUAACAUCAGUAUUGGUCCCAACUCAACCAACAAUAGAAUUAUACUAGCUACUGCUGUUGUAUGUAUUACUGACAUAAAGGGUAUGCCUCAGUUAUGUAGAGCAGUGAUUGACUCAGGUGCUGAAAUCAGCUUGAUAACUGCAGCCUGUGCUGAACGUCUGCAAUUGCCUCUCAAGUCAUCUGCAUGUCCUAUUUCUGGUAUAGGCAUGACUCAUUCCAAGGCUAACUCUGUCAUCAAUGCCAAGCUGUCAUCACGGAUCAAUAGUUGUUACUGUACUAAAUUACAAUUUCACGUACUGUCUAGUAUAACAAAUAAAAUGCCUAGUCAAUAUUUUGAUGUCAGUUCACUGGAAAUCCCAGAUUCAAUUAAGACUCAAUUGGCUGAUCCACACUUCAACAUUCCUGGUCAAAUAGAUGUAUUGCUCGGUGCUGAGGUAUCUUAUAGCAUUUUUAGUGGACAGCGAUAUCCGUUGUCAGAUUGUGCAAUUCUGCAUCGCACUACUUUAGGGUGGGUAUUAGCUGGGAAGACCUUUCUGUCAUCAGCUCAUGUCAAUAACGAAUCACCAUCACAUCAUCCCAAUAUCAAUUCAGCGUUAGCCUUACUAAGCACUAAAUCUGAAACACUCCGACAAGAGGAGGCUGAAGUUGAAAGGCAUUUCUUAAGAACUGUUUGUCGUGAUGAGAAUGGUAGAUUUGUUGUGCGAUUACCGCUUCGUCAACCUAUUGAUGAACUUGGCGAUUCUCGUUGUAUGGCUGUUCAAAGGCUUUUUAAUGUAGAGAAACGCUUAGCCAAGGACCCAUAUUUAGCCACAGAAUAUCGUAAGUUUAUGGCGGAGUAUCUAGCUCUCGGCCACAUGGAAGUGGUACCAGAAAAUGAAACAGAAUUUAAAUCUUAUUAUCUGCCUCACCAUGCAAUCAUAAAAUCAAAUAGUCUCACCACUAAGGUGCGCGUAGUUUUUGAUGGGUCAGCGCCCAGCAAGUCCGGUGUUUCCCUUAAUGAUAUAUUGUCAAGAGGGCCAGCUACUCAGCCUGAACUGUUCUCAAUACUGUUGCGGUUUCGGGUGCAUAAGUAUGUCCUUACUGGUGAUGUAGAAAAAAUGUACAGACAAGUUAAUGUAUCCUCUUCAGAUUGUAAUCUACAACGCAUUGUGUACAGAGAUUCUCCCGAAGAUCCAGUUGUUGACUAUAGAUUGCUCACGGUGACAUAUGGAACAAAGCCUGCAUCUUUCUUAGCAACAAAAUGUCUUUCUCAACUAGCUAACGACACCAGUGUUCCGUCUGUUAGCCGUGCAAUAACUGAAGACUUUUAUGUCGAUGAUUUAAUUACUGGAGCCUCAUCUAUUGAUGAAUGUUUUUUCAUGUAUACUGAAUUAUGUCGAGUAUUGAAUGCAGCCGGCAUGCCAUUGCGGAAAUGGUGCUCAAAUUCUCCACUACUACUCAAUAAAAUUCCACAUACUCAGGACGAUCCAUCUUACUUAUUAAGACUGAAUGAUGAAGAUACCAUAAGCACUCUAGGUUUAACCUGGCAACCUAGCAUUGAUUGUUUCCGAUUUGUAUUUAAGAACUGGGAUCCUCCUGUAGAAAUGUCCAAGCGGUUGCUGCUGUCAGAUAUAAGUAAAAUAUUUGACCCCCUUGGGCUAUUAACACCUGUCCUUAUAAAGGGCAAAAUAUUCUUGCAACAAUUAUGGACCUUGAAGCUUGGAUGGGACUCCCCAUUGUCAACUGAUAUUGUGUCACGCUGGAAGCAGUUCUAUCAUCAAUUCAAGGAACUUGAACACAUAAGAGUGCCUAGAAUUGUUGUCGACAUUGACUCGCCGAUAAUUGAGCUGCAUGGUUUUGCGGAUGCUUCUCAAGAGGCCUAUGGGGCAUGUGUUUAUGUAAGGUCUGUGGCUGCAAGUGGCAGCAUAACAGUGUCACUAGCUGUAUCAAAAUCUAGAGUCGCUCCACUAAAACCAACCACAAUCCCAAGACUUGAGCUGUCCGGGGCGCUUCUGCUGGCUGAGCUUGCUCAUAAUGUUUUACUUGAAUUAGCAAAGGUGAAUAUUAUUAUUAAUUCUUCAAGCAUAAUGCUCUGGUCUGAUUCAACAAUUGUGCUGUCUUGGAUUAACACGUCUAAACCACUAAAGGUAUUUGUCGCCAAUAGGGUAGCACAAAUAACUGACCUCACCAGUCCUAGUCAAUGGAUGCAUGUUCCUACAAGCAGUAAUCCUGCUGACAUGAUUACUCGAGGUAUUGACGUUCAGUCGCUCAGUCAUAAUCAAUUGUGGUGGCAUGGCCCCGCAUGGCUAAGCCAAGAUAGAAAAUGCUGGCCUGCGUGUCCUCCAUUGACCGAUGAUGUUCCUGAAACCCGACAAGUUAAGCUGGUUCUUGCCGCUGUUUUGCCUGCUACCACCUUGCUUGAUCAAUAUUCUGAUUUUAUGCGUUUGAUCCGCAUUACAGCAUGGGUAUUAAGGUUUUGUUCAAACGCAAGUAUCCCCUCAAAUAGAUGUGACAUCAGGAAGUUGGGCCCAUUAACUGUGGUUGAGUUAUCUAAGGCAAAAACAACAUGGCUACUUCACGCUCAAAGGUGCGCCUUCCAUAACGAACUAGACAAGCUGAGUAAAAAUCAGCAACUAUCAAGGCAAAGUCAAUUGAAGAAGUUACACCCCUUUAUUGACACCUCUGGGCUAAUACGUGUGGGUGGCCGUUUGUCUCAGUCAAACUUGUCAGACAGUAUGAAGUUUCCCAUUGUGCUGCCAUCAAAGUCAAGGCUAACUCGCUUAUUAUUCGAAUAUGAGCAUAAACGUCUACUGCAUAUCGGACCGCAAGGAUUGCUUUCACAUAUUCAAGGCACCUUUUGGCCCAUCAGGGGGCGAAUCAUUGCAAAAAGUGUAGUGCACAAUUGCCUCACAUGUUACAAAACCAAACCUACUCUGCAAACUCCAUUAAUGGCACCUCUUCCACGAGCAAGAGUUACUAUGGAACGCCCCUUUGCAAGAACAGGAGUAGAUUUUUGUGGUCCCGUACACAUACGAAGUGGUAUACGCAGAGUCCAGUCGAUUAAGGGUUAUAUAGCGGUAUUCGUCUGUUUCGUCACCAGGGCAAUGCACUUAGAACUCGUUAGCGACUUGACAACAAAUGCAUUUAUGGCUGCUCUCUUCCGGUUCAUGGCUAGACGAGGACAAUGCUCUCACAUAUACAGUGACAAUGGCACUAACUUUGUUGGUGCAGAAAAGGAGCUAAGUUCAUAUUUCAAAGUCCUACCUGGUAAGCGUUCAAUCCAGGAAAUGUUGUCAGAUCAUGGCAUACAGUGGCAUUUCAUACCUCCAGCAGCGCCCCACUUCGGCGGAUUGUGGGAAGCUGCUGUGAAAUCUGCCAAAACCCACUUAAGAAAGAUGUCGGGUAGUGCACUGCUCAACUUUGAGGAAAUGGCUACGCUUUUAUGCCGAAUUGAAGCUGUGCUCAAUAAUCGUCCAUUAACUCCAACCUCUAAUUGUCCGUCAGACUACACUGCACUAACUCCAGCACAUUUCUUAGUAGGCGGAAAUCUAUUACUACCUCCUGAACCUGAUUGUCCAGAAGUUCCACGCAAUAAACUGCAGCGGUGGAAAUUGGUUUGCGGAAUGGCGCAAGGCUUCUGGAGGCGCUGGAGCACAGAAUACUUGCCGCAGCUCCAAAUACGUGGAAAAUGGACUAAGCCUAGCCGAAAAAUCAAAAUCGGAGACUUGGCGAUCUUGAAAACCGAUAAUCUGGCCACAAUGAGGUGGAAUAUGGUGCGUGUUCUCGACAUUCAUCCUGGUGUUGAUGGUAUUGUUCGUGUUGUGUCAGUCCGAGAUUCCAAUGGCUCAAUUACCAAACGACCAGUGGUGAAAAUUGCCUUACUUCCGGGCUCAGAAGAAGAAGAAGAAGAAGAAGACUAA
Macrosiphum euphorbiae (potato aphid) is the source of this 5190-nucleotide messenger RNA. The record is from the annotation of a GenBank genome assembly. NCBI's taxonomy places the organism in Eukaryota, Metazoa, Arthropoda, Insecta, Hemiptera, Aphididae.